AUGAAAAAACUACUUUUACUUUUCCUCAUCUGCUCCUUCAAAAUAUGGGCCGAAAAUACAAGGGCAUCAAAAUUCGCAAACUCUAAGCGAAAGAGAAAUGGCAAUACAAUGCGAGAAAAUAAAUUGAACAAUGGCGACGUGGACCAGUACAGCUUCCUCUCCUUGAAGGCGGCAAACGACCAGAAGGCUGCCAACGAAAACGACAGCAACAACGCGAAGAAGGAAAAGGAAGGCGCGGAAAACAGCAACGGUAAUGAAAAGAAAAAUGAAGAGAAUAGCAGUGCAAACGAAAAAAGGAACGACGGAACCAACGCAAAUGAUAAAAAAAUGGACCUAAGUAAUGGCCAAAGUAAUGACCCAAGUAAUGGCCAAAGUAAUGACCCAAGUAAUAGCCAAACUAAUGGCCAAACUAAUGGCCAAACUAACGGCCAAACUAACGGCCAAAGUAAUGACCCAAAAAAAAAUGAAGCCGUACCACCAGAAAAAAAAGUUAAUAAAGAAAACUUGUUAGAGCAUGGGACCUAUGACAAAGAUGGCCAUUAUAUUCCUUCCUAUAAAACACUGACAAAUGAAAUUCUGUCAACAAAUAAUUCUCUGGAAAAAGCGUCGAGCUUCCUAAAAAUCGCCUGCUCACACAUCAUGAAAAUUGUGGAGUUCAUCCCGGAGGGUAAAUUGUCGUCUCAGUACAUAAAGGUGGAGUCGAAAAACGUGUACAUAAAGGACAUCAAUUCGGAAUGCCAAAAUAUAUACUUUUCGCUCGAAAAAUUAACCAUGACAAUGAUUGUCCUAAAUUCAAAGAUGAACAAAUUGGUCUACGUCCAGGAUAAAUAG
Plasmodium cynomolgi strain B is the source of this 831-nucleotide messenger RNA. RefSeq lists its product as hypothetical. The transcript has 2 exons. The coding region runs from base 1 to 831 and encodes 276 amino acids. The record is from RefSeq and is a predicted model, not a curated record. Lineage: Eukaryota; Apicomplexa; Aconoidasida; Haemosporida; Plasmodiidae.